AGUAAUGUUAUGAAUGUCUUAAAAGUCUCUCAGUCACCUGCAGGACCAAAAUGGAGAAGCCAUCCCAGGUGUGGUGGUCCCUGUUGCCAGACAACACUGCCUUGAAGCAGCAGCGAUUGCCGGCCUACCGGCUGCAGCUCUCAGCCUCCAAGGUCCUCUCCGGCUUCUUUGCCACGGGAGCAUUGUGCCUGGGCAUGGGCAUCAUCCUUCUAUUGUCUGCAAAGAGCACCAAGGAAAUAGAGAUAAAUUACACAAAUAUAUGUGCAAAUUGUGCAAAACUUCGGGAAAACGCCAUUAAUUUUGACAAAAAAUGCUCCUGCUCCAUUCCUUUUUACCUGCCAGAGACAAUGAAAGGUAAUGUUUAUAUGUACUACAAAUUAUAUGGCUUCCAUCAGAACCUCUAUCAUUAUAUUCUAUCCAGAAGUAAUAACCAACUGAUGGGUAAAAAUAUAAAGGAUGUUGAACGCUGUGAUUCAUUCAAAAAGACCCACAAUGGAACCCCCAUCUGUCCUUGUGGAGCUAUUGCCAACAGCAUGUUCAAUGACACCAUCAUUCUUUUAUAUAAUAUUAAUUCAUCUAUAUAUAUCAAAGUCCCAAUGCUAUCAAGGGGAAUUACAUGGUGGUCAGACAAGUUCAUCAAGUUUCAGAAUCCAAAUUCCAAUGAUCUUUCUAGUGCAUUUGCAGGAACUGCAAAGCCCCCAAACUGGCCUAAGCCUAUCUAUGAACUGGACGAAAAGGACUCAGGGAACAAUGGCUUCAUCAAUGAGGACUUCAUUGUGUGGAUGCGGACAGCUGCCUUUCCCACUUUCAAGAAACUACACCGUCAACUCAAUCGAGUACAGCAUUUUACUGAAGGUUUGCCUGCUGGUAACUAUAGUUUCGACAUAGCCUACAACUUUCCAGUCACCAGAUUCCAAGGCGAGAAGUCAGUUGUUCUCUCCACCCUGACGUGGAGCGGGGGCAGCAGCCUUUUCCUCGGUCUCGCCUACACAGUGACAGGCGCCGUGACGUGGUUGGCCUCCUUUUCCAUGAUGGCGAUUCACUUGAUGCUGGCCAAAAGGAAUGUUCUUCCCCAACUACAAAGUCAAGCUCUGAAAAGAAGAGCAGAAAGCACGGACGUGGUCGGUGAAGUGACAGAGCCAAAGACCUCUGACGAGGCUGGAAGAGAGACAGGAGAUCGGAAGCAAGAGGUUGGUGUGCUGGAAGGAAGGGGCCAUGAUCCAAAGAAUGCCGGCAGCCUCUAG
Messenger RNA from Myotis daubentonii (Daubenton's bat), 1244 nucleotides. RefSeq names its product cell cycle control protein 50C-like. Gene Ontology annotation, biological process: phospholipid translocation. The record is from RefSeq and is a predicted model, not a curated record. Gene Ontology annotation, cellular component: Golgi apparatus; endoplasmic reticulum; plasma membrane. Lineage: Eukaryota; Metazoa; Chordata; Mammalia; Chiroptera; Vespertilionidae.